Messenger RNA from Lotus japonicus, 2659 nucleotides. RefSeq names its product serine/threonine-protein kinase ATM-like. Bases 202 to 2454 code for a protein of 750 amino acids. Lineage: Eukaryota; Viridiplantae; Streptophyta; Magnoliopsida; Fabales; Fabaceae. The transcript has 4 exons. The record is from RefSeq and is a predicted model, not a curated record.
GAGUUUCAAGUCCAGUUCAUCACAGUCAGCCACAGGCCCUAAUUGGUCUGCGACCUUGAUUCCCCUUUUACUCUCACUGUUCUUCUGCGACAUUGUCCUGAGUUGACUCAGAUCAGAUGAAUCGUUCCAGCCUUGGAUGUCCUUGAGAAUUGAUUCAUUGGGAGGAGUGGACUAACUGUAUAUAAAAUAGUAUAUUGGAAGAUGGCAAUGGCUGUGGUUCAGCCAACCCAAGGUAUGAAUGUUGAUUAUGGGGACCCGACAAAAACAACUGAAAAAAGCACUGUGACUCAAGCUUCACCAGACCUUGUGGUUCAGCAUACUCAAGGUAUGAAUGUUGAUAAUGGGGACCCGACAAAAACAACUGAUAAAAGCACCAUGACUCAAGCUUCACCAGACCUUGUGGUUCAGCAUACACAAAGUAUGAACGUUGAUUAUGGGGACCAGACACAAACAACUGAUAAAAGCACCGUGACUCAAGCUUCACCAGACCUUGUGGUUCAGCAUAAACAAGGUAUGAAUGUUGAUUAUGGGGACCAGACAAAAACAACUGAUAAAAGCACCGUGACGCAAGCUUCACAGAAAAUCAGAGGAUCAGGCUUUGAUUCGAGAGAUCGGAAAAAAAGUAAGUAUCUAUCUUACCCCUACACAACCGGUGGACCUAGACAUAAAGAUUUGCCAGCCCAAUCAGAAGAGGUGAAGACUCCUAGUCUUGCUAAAAAAACAGAGCUGCCAAGCAGAGCUACUAACCCUUCAAAUGGAUCUGCUUCAUGUGCUAAAUUGGGUAGCAAGAGGUUCAGAACGAACUGGCACAGAAAAUUCAUCAGCCGUAGUAGAAUGUCCAGCAGUCCAGAAUUCAUAAAUGCGUCUCCGAAAGAAUUACUCUCAGAACUUCAUUCUAAAGCUGUUGACUGUAUGUUUCCAACUGAGAAUAAAAGCUUUGAAUUGGUUGAGUGGUUCUUUAGCAGAUAUAGAAUAUCAACUUAUCAUGAUGAAGCUGAACUUGCCACUUCCCUGGUUGAUGAGAAAGGAGGAAAAACAGGGAAACGUGUGGGCAGUAAUUUAUUGGAUAUCAAAAGUGGGAAGAGAAAGAAUAAUAAAAUGGAAAGUUCAGUAAAGCGUAAGACAAAGUCUCUUUAUGGCCUAUCAAAUAUGAACAUAAAUACUUCUACAGGUGACAGUCUGAGGCUUGAGAUAAAUUUAAAUGAGGGCAGCAGCAAAGGCAGCUCAGUUACUGAAGCUCCCCAAAAUCUGAGUUGCCGUACUUCCAAAGGAAAGGUUGGACCUAAAAAGAGACGGAAGAUAGAAGCUCCACAAGAUCCUCAGAUUGCUUCAGUGUAUACAGAUGUGAAAGGCACCAAAUGCAGUUCACUGGUAAUAGAUCUGCGGCUAUCCCCACACAGACCUGGUGUUACACUUGAGAAAUGUUUUGCUGGAACUACUGCUAAUCAUAGCUUGCUAGUGAGUACUGCAUCAGAGGCUGGUACUGUCUCCCAGGAAGUACCCAUUGGAAAUGUUGCUAAGCAUAAUUUCUUCGAAAACCCUGCAUCAGAGGGUGGUACUAUCUCCCAGCAAGGACUUGUUGGAAAUAUUAGUAAGCAUAGAUUAUUCGUGAGUACCACAUCAGAGGUUGGCACUGUCUCAGUAAAUAAAACAGAGCUGAAAAGUACAGUGGAGAAACAAGCUGAAGAGCAUCACCAUACUAAAAAUGUCACAGAGCUACCCGAUUUGAAUGGUAUUUGCACUGAAUCCGAUUUGAUCAGGAAAGAAGUUGAGACGGUGAAUGUCCUUACACCUGGAUUCAGGCCGGGGAAGUCAAGAAGCUUAUCUGGAUGUUCAAGGCCUUCUAAUACUGAUAGAGUAGUGGAGACUAAUGGAGAAUCACAACCUGGAACCUUUCUUCACCUACAAUUUGCCCCAGGGGCAUAUAUCCCAUCAAAAGAUGAAUUACUGACAGCAUUUUACCAGUUUGGUCCGCUAAAGGCAUCUGAAUCUCAGUUGUUUAAAGGCACUGGUGUUGCUCAAAUUGUUUUUGUCAGAAGCACAGAUGCUGGAGAAGCAUUUCAUAGCUUAGAAAAGAACAAACCAUUUGGCACAGCUCUUGUUGAUUACAAGCUUCAUCAUCUUCCUGCAGCCGGUCCAACAGUGGAACGACUUCUAACCCCUACACAGCCAACCAAGCCCGUUCCUGUGCAAGUGCCCGCGCCCGUGCCCGUACCCGUGUCCACUCCCGUGCCCGUGCCCGUGCCCGUGCCCGUGCCCAUGCCCAUGCCAUUGCCUGUGCCUGGUGAGGCACCUCCUCCUCCCCUUGAGUUUAUGAAGCAGCAGUUGCAGAUGAUGACGUCAAUCCUGGAGAAUUCAGGGAAUAAUCUUUCUCCCCAGAUGAAAGCCAAACUGGAUACUGAAAUCAAAAACCUUCUGAGAAAGGUAAACUCUAGGGCUAAGUCUGACCCGUAGUAUUUGAACUUUUAUUAUUCAGACUAAGGAAGCUUUUCCAUUUAAAGUAAGCAUCAUUUGUAGUUAGACGAUGAAUGUAGAUUAGACAAGCCAGGUUCUGUUCUGGUCCAGUUUCAGAUGUUGCUAUGGUGGAUUUUCAUCCAAAUUCUUUAACUUGCAUACAUCACUAAAGAGAAUUUAUGCAUGAAUGUCAUUUGUGUUCAAA